AUGGCAUGCUCAAAAGUAUUUUCAGAAAAUUUACGUGAAUAUACAGAUGAAAUUAUACAGUAUUUUAGAUAUGAUUAUUCGACAUUAUAUUCAUGUAUAUUGGUCAACAGAUUAUGGUGUCGUUUAGCAAUUCCAUUAUUAUGGGAAGAUCCAUUUUCAGUUCCUACCCAAAAUUAUCAAGUUAUUGAAAUUUUAUUAGUUAAUUUAAAUGAAAAAGAUAAAGCACAUUUAAUUGAACAUGGGAUUAUUAAAAAUUUAUUUUAUUCAAAUACUUUAUUUAAUUAUCCUAAUUUUAUUAAAUGUUUAAGUACACAUAAUAUUAGAAUUUCAAUCGAUAAUUUCGCCACUUCUGGAAAAUCUGAAAUUUAUAAGUCAUUAUUUAAAACGUUCAUUGAGAAUGAAGUAAAUUUAUAUUCUUUUGAACUUGUAUUAGAUAUAAGUAUGGAUUAUGAAUAUUUCAAUUAUACUUUGGAAUUGAUUUUACAAAGUCCAUUUAUUAUUCAUAAUAUCAGAAAUUUGGUAAUUCAUAUUUAUAGAUCUGAUAGAAUGAAUAAUAUAAUUCCUUUUUUAGAAUUUUUAUCUUCUAAUUGUAAUUCAAUCUCAUCAAUUCAUUUUUUACUUGCUACUAAAAUUCCAUUAAUUGAAAAAUACUUAUCAAAUAUUAUUGCUUUACAACAAAAUCUUAGAACAAUUUCAUUUGGAUAUAAUGAUCCUUUUUAUAAUUCUAUGUUGUCAUUUAGUAAUUUUUCGAAUACUCUAAACACGAUUAUAUUUUAUCAUAUUGAUUUUAAAAAUAUAAAACUUUUAAAUCAACUUUUCAAUCAAUUAAAUGUUUUAGAAUCAAUUCAUAUCAUUUAUUGUUCAUCUCUUGAUUCAAACUUUAUUCAUCAAAUCAUCAAUAUUGUAAAACCAAUCAAAUUGAAAUCUUUAUUUUUGUCGGAAAUAAUACAGAUUGAAUUAUUACGAUUAUUAUUACAAAAUUCUGGUAAUUAUUUAGAAAAUUUUGAAUUAGGAUUUAUGGCAGAUGAAGUUACUGAAUUAAAACAACAAUUACUUGAAUUAAUUUUAAAUUAUUGUACAAAUGUUAGAUAUUUAAAUAUAGUUAUAUUUGAUAAAAUUAAUAUUCAUCCAAUAUUCAACUUAAUUGAUAAUAAUUUGAAAAAUAUUAAUUAUAUUAUUAUUGAAUUUAAUUUUAUUGAAUCAUAUGAUUCUGGUAAAGUUUGUUCAAUAAUAUUACAAAAUUUAGGACAAAUACUUCCUUCUAAAUUAGAAUAUUUACGUUUGGAUCUCAAUUUUAAUAUAAAUGAUUUGGAAAUAUUUUUGAAAGAAUCUCAGAAUACUUUUAUUAGAAAAUUAUCAAUUAGAAAAACUGCAAUGAAAAAAAUAACAUCAUUUAUUAGAAGAUUAUCAAUUUCAAAAACAACGAUGGAAAAAAAAGGUGUAGAUAGUAUUUUAUCAUGUAUAAAGAAAUAUAUUAUGAAAAAUAAAAGGGUUGAAUAUUUGGCUAUUAAUGUAAUUUUUCAAAAUAAUGAUAGAAUUGAAAUUGAAGAUCUAUAUUCCUUAAAAUAUGAAGUAGAUGAAUUUAAAUUACAUGAUAUUAUUGUUCGAAAAUAUGAUGAUUUAUAUAUUCAAGCUUUUGAUUUUGUAAAUAAUGAUAAGAUAUGCAAAAGUUAUGAUUAUUAA
Messenger RNA from Rhizophagus irregularis DAOM 181602=DAOM 197198, 1683 nucleotides. RefSeq lists its product as uncharacterized. The record is from RefSeq and is a predicted model, not a curated record. Lineage: Eukaryota; Fungi; Glomeromycota; Glomeromycetes; Glomerales; Glomeraceae.